AUGAACGGACUUUGUCUUACUAUUGCCAAUUCACAAGGUACCAUGCAGCUCAUCAAGAUUGCCGCCUUCACGGCCCUGCUGGGCUCUGCCUUUGCCAGCCCUGUCCCGAAUGGCCGACCUUCAGCUCAAGGUGUCCAAGAAGAGGCACGUCUGUUCAGGCGUGAUGCUGAGAGACCCCACUCUGCGGGUGUGCAAGAAGAAGCUCGUCUGUUCAAGAACGACGUUCGGCCCUCGGCAGAGGGCGUCCAUGAGGAGGCCCGUCUCUUUAGGCGAGACAGACCUUCGGCUCAGGGCGCCAAGGGAGAAGCACGCCUGUUCAAGAACUCUGUGCGUCCGUCGCCUGAAGGUGUCAAGGAAGAGGGGCGUCUCUUCUAG
Emericellopsis cladophorae is the source of this 375-nucleotide messenger RNA. RefSeq lists its product as uncharacterized. The record is from RefSeq and is a predicted model, not a curated record. The transcript is spliced from 3 exons. Bases 1 to 375 code for a protein of 124 amino acids. Lineage: Eukaryota; Fungi; Ascomycota; Sordariomycetes; Hypocreales; Bionectriaceae.